Molecule: messenger RNA, 1275 nt
Organism: Rhipicephalus sanguineus (brown dog tick)
Lineage: Eukaryota; Metazoa; Arthropoda; Arachnida; Ixodida; Ixodidae
Gene: Sf3b1
Product: splicing factor 3B subunit 1
Exons: 9
Coding region: 37-1275 (412 amino acids)
Biological process (GO): spliceosomal complex assembly
Cellular component (GO): U2-type prespliceosome; U12-type spliceosomal complex; catalytic step 2 spliceosome
Molecular function (GO): mRNA binding
Source: RefSeq, a predicted model, not a curated record
CAUCACGUACUUCUUCAGCAGAUGUAGAGAGUAAACAUGGCCGCGCCACCAGUGUCAGCCGAAGACAUUGAGGCGCAGAUCCGUGAGAUCCAGGCUCGUAAGGCGGGUGUGGGCAAGCAGGGCAACUUCGACAAUGGUGAAGGUGUGCCCCUCACAGCAAGUGCCAAUGGCGCUUACAUGGACGAAGACAUCUAUGGGCACACGCAGAGCAAGUACGAUGGCUACGUCACGUCCAUUGCAGCAAACGAUGAUGCUGACGCAGAUGAUGACGACUAUGAGUCUACAGGUCUCAUGCAGACCAAGAAGAUGCCCCUGCCAUCUGCCUUCUUGGCAGAACUUACAGACAAGGACUAUGACCCGUUUGCGGAUCGCCGGGUACCCCGCAUUGCUGACCGAGAGGACCAGUAUCGGGCCCAGCGACGAAAACUCAUGAUCUCACCAGAACGUGUGGAUCCCUUUGCAGAUGGCGGCAAGACGCCAGACAUGAAGUCAAGAACUUACACUGUGAUCAUGCAGGAACAGGCACUCACAAAGGAUCAGGCUGAGCUGCGUCGCAAACUGGCCGACAAAGCCAAGGCAGGAGAACUGCAGUCAGUGCCGUCCAAUGGUGAAGUCAAGCAGGCUGCACCCGCUGUGAAACGCAGGCGUUGGGACCAGGCUGGUGAUGAGACACCUCAGACGCCUGCCAAAAAGAAGUCUAGCUGGGAUGCGGCUGAGUCUUCACAGACACCAUCACAUGCUCGUUGGGAUGAGACGCCAGGCAGAGCAAAGGGUUCUGAGACACCAGGAGCGACACCGGGUUACUCUAGCACCCGCAUGUGGGACCCUACUCCAGCCCAUGCAACACCGGGCCAUGCCACACCCGGGCAUGAAACACCAGGAGGAACGCAGAAAGGAGCUGCACCUGGGACACCCAGCGCACGUAGAAAUCGCUGGGAUGAAACACCCAAGACAGAAAGAGAAACUCCUGGUCACGGCAGUGGCUGGGCGGAGACGCCUCGUACAGACCGCACUGGUGGCGCUGACUUGAUACAGGACACGCCCACACCGAGUGCGUCCAAACGGCGUUCUCGUUGGGACGAGACGCCAUCAUCACAGAUGGGCAACCAGACACCGCAGACACCAUCAGCCAUGACACCUUCAUCCACUAUGACGCCAUCUGGUGUUACACCUACAGGUGCCAAGGCUAUGGCCAUGGCUACACCCACACCAGGACACAUCAUGGCCAUGACGCCAGAACAGCUCCAGGUGAGUGAGCCCCCGAAUUGUUCUUGA